CGAUAAACGAGAAUUUGAGUAAUGCGCGAGAUGUAUGAAUGUUGGCGCGACCUUGCCGUUAAUUCAAACUGUUCAGUUUCAGAAAGAGUUUGAGAAUUGCCGAUGAAGAUGACAGUAAAUUUUUUCCUGAGCAUCGACCGCAUCCAAUGAGCAACCCAAAAUGGCUGCCAAGUCAGCGCAAAGUGGUACCCCUCACAACUCCGUGGUGACAUCCCCGAGGAAGAAGGAUAAAGAGCUUUCAAAACAACUUGAAGAUGCCAUUAAAUUCUUUAAAGAUCCUGCAAGCGACACUAGAGUUCGGGCCAACAUCAAGCUGAGCAAUGCCCUAGAUGCCAUCACCAAAGAAGCUCAAAGAAACGGCUUGAGUGAGGGGAUCAUCCAAGAUCUUGUUGAUAUAGCAGCGUCAGGAAAGUUUGCUGACUCAACCAGUUCCCGUCUGAUCAAACACCUACUUCCAUCGGAUAGCAUCCCUGAGGAUGCAGCCAUACAGAGCAUAUCAUGGAUGUGCACCAAUAAACCUUCUCAUGAAAUUCAGGCAUUGCUCCUGAAGUGGAUUAUAUUGACCUUUGACCUUUUAGAUGGAACAGAAAAGCUACAUGCCUUAUAUGGCAUGAUCUUUUACUUCAUUGAGAAUGAUACAUUGUGUCCGCAUGCUUGCCAUCUGUUGUAUCUUUUGACAAGAAAAGAAGAUGUGAUUGAUUAUCGAGUAAGGAAACUCCUCAGUGUACAAAGGAGAGCGGGUACCCAACCUCACAUAACAGGUCUUCUAUCAAUCUACAAGGUCUUCGCUCCUCAUCUAGUUUCACUGUCCCUGCCGUCAACCCAGAGGGCGUACUUCAGGUUGACGGAUCGCAACUGGACGUCGGAGGUUCGCAAGGCGAGAGAGAGGAUCCAAGAGAGGAGACCUGCAAAUACGAGCAUGCACAGGGAUACAGCGCACAGGACUAUUACAGAUACAACAAUGGUGCGGAAGAGAAGGAAGCUGAACCCUGUACCCGACCUGCGCUCUGCUUACACGACCCUUGACCCCAGGGCAGAGGUCAUGACCAAAGUACCCUUGGAGCAGGUCAAGUCUUUUGAAGAAUUUCUAGACAACUUUGAUCAUCUUGAGCUCCCAAGCCAGGCUGCAGCUGUGUUAAGGUCGCCAGUCUUACAAUAUCUUCUUUCUUGUCGAAGGGAUCAAGCCACUACCCAAAGACUCAAUUUCUGGCUCUCUCAGAAGUUACAAACAGAACUUCUGGAUUCUGGAGGUUGCAAUGAGAGAACAGAGCAGCUCCUCCAGCUCCUCAUCAAUUUCAUGGAUUUUAUUCAGGAGAGUGUCCCAGUUUGUGAACAGUUCUUGACAAGGUAUCUACUGACUUGGAAUGGUCAAGAUUACAGGCCUUACAUUCUCAAGAUGAUCAGCAGAUUUAGGAUAUAUCCUUUCCACGUUAUCAAUGACCUGGUCCUUGAACCUCUCAGGACACUGUUCUUCAGUUCUUCCGUCUACUUCAAAUGCCAGAUCCUUCACACCUUGACAGAACUGCUGAGGAAUUAUGUAACCCAUGAGAUGAGCCGAUACCAGGAGACGGCACAGAGACAGAAGGUCCAGGAGACGGAGAAGGUCUUGUUGGACGAUGAAGUAGAUGCAACCUCUCUUCAUUCAAGUUCAUCUGUGUUCUCUGUUCGAGUGGCGUAUUUUGACCCAGUUAUCACGGUGAAGAAGCUCGUAGAGUUUGUCGAUGGACUCUGCUCUGUAGCCCUUCAGAUUCAUCACCAUCAUUCUCUUCUAUUACAUCAUACUCUCACCUUCUUUGAACUAGUGUCAUCUGUCUACACGAAGCAUGGUGUCGUCUUUUCCCAGAUUCCAUCCAAGAUAAUCUUCUAUUGGGCCAUGUUUGGUAUUGACCCAACAGCAUGCUCCAGAAUAUGCCAAAUAAUCUGCGAUUACAAGGCAGUAUUCACUGCAUUGCAUGCAGAUGAUGAUGUCCAUCAGCAGUGGGGCGAGAUUAAGAAGGGCAUCAACGAAUUGAACAGCAUCAUCCUCACGCUCUGUAACUGUUUAUGGAGGACCAAGGCCUUUGAAACCAACACGGAUCAUGGCGUUACCAUGGAGACCAUAGAAGCCACUGGGUUACCCUAUCCCAAUAAGAUAUUCUCCAUGCAAGGCAGCUUGGCCCUGGUGUGCUUCUGUAAGAAGUUUUUUGAGGAGACUCAACCAGAAGGUAAGAAGGUAGACCCUAAGAUGAUCAAGAGUGCUCACAAAUCAGUCUACAUGGAAUUCUUACAAAGAGAGAGGAUGGAUGGGAUUGUCAACUUCAUCCAGACGUUCAUCCGACGGACAGGAGGAAGUCAGACAACAAUCAGUAAUCUUGAUCAAUCUAGCAUGCAAGGUUAACGAGAACUUAAGAAGAGUGGACAGUAUCGAGACGUUCCUCUGACGGACAGGAGGAAGUCAGACAACAAUCAGUAAUCUUGAUCAAUCUAGCAUGCAAGGUUAACGAGAACUUAAGAAGAGUGGACAGUAUCGAGACGUUCCUCUGACGGACAGGAGGACGUCAGACCACAUUCAGUAAACUUGAUCAAUCUAGCAUGCAAGGUUAACGAGAACUUAAGAAGAGUGGACAGUAUCGAGACGUUCCUCUGACGGACAGGAGGAAGUCAGACAACAAUCAGUAAUCUUGAUCAAUCUAGCAUGCAAGGUUAACGAGAACUUAAGAAGAGUGGACAGUAUCGAGACGUUCCUCUGACGGACAGGAGGAUGUCAGACCACAUUCAGUAAGCUUGAUCAAUCUAGCAUGCAAGGUUAACAAGAACUUAAGAAGAGUGGACAGUAUCGUGACGUUCCUCUGACGGACAGGAGGAAGUCAGACCACAUUCAGUAAACUUGAUCAAUCUAGCAUGCAAGGUUAACAAGAACUUAAGAAGAGUGGACAGUAUCGAGACGUUCCUCCGACGGACAGGAGGAAGUCAGACCACAUUCAGUAAACUUGAUCAAUCUAGCAUGCAAGGUUAACAAGAACUUAAGAAGAGUGGACAGUAUCGAGACGUUCAGCCGACGGACAGUAGGAAGUCAUACCACAUUCAGUAAUCGUGAUCAAUCUAGCAUGCAAGGUUAACAAGAACUUAAGAAGAGUGGACAGUAUCGAGACGUUCCUCCGACGGACAGGAGGAAGUCAGACCACAUUCAGUAAACUUGAUCAAUCUAGCAUGCAAGGUUAACAAGAACUUAAGAAGAGUGGACAGUAUCGAGACGUUCCUCCGACGGACAGGAGGAAGUCAGACCACAUUCAGUAAUUGUGAUCAAUCGAGACGUUCAUCCAACGGACUAGAGGAAGUCAGACCACAUUCAGUAAACUUGAUCAAUGUAGCAUGCAAGGUAAACAAGACCUUAAGAGGAGUGGACAGUAUCAAGACAUUCAUCCGACGGACAGGAGGAAGUCAGACCACAUUCAGUAAUUUUGAUCAUCUAGCACGCAAGGUUAACAUGAACUAAGGGAGAAUGAUCAAGAUCAUUGACUUCCUCCCAAGGAUUAGAGCUUGAUAGGAUUGACUGAAGUGUUUGGUAAUCUUGAUCAAGCUUGCAAGGUUAACGAGAAAUACGGAAGAGUGGACUGAAUCAACUUCAUCCAGAAGUUUACAUGACGAAUUGGAGGGACUCUGACUCUGACCUAAGUUCUUGCAAUGCUCAGCUGAAUGGUUCACUUGUUAAGAACUAUACUAUUUUAUAUCUAUUCUUGUCAUUCAACUUUUAAAAAUAAUUUGAGUCUUCUAUCUGAUUGUAUACCAAAUUAUGCUGGAUGGUAUCAUGAAUGACAUAUUUGAUAUCUGUACAGGGAUUAUACAGUAAAUCUAGAUAGUCAAUUUUGUCUUGCUUGCAUAGCGCAGGGACUAUACAUGUAGCAACAGCUGUGUUGUCAACAUUGACAUUUUAACCAAAGGUUAAGAUUUUGAAAUGUCAUCAUAACUUAAAAAGAAAAUGUACCUUAUUUAAUGAAACUUGGACAUAAGCUUAAUGAAGUAUUGCUAAAUAUCCUACCUGAGUUUCAUGUCACAUUACCAAGGUCAUUUAAGGUCAACAAUCUUUGACCAUGUCUGGGGUAUUUGUUGAAUUACCAUGAACUUUGAAAGUUCAUGGAUCUAGUUCAUGAAACAUGGACAUUGUCUCGCACAAGUCUUAGGUCACAUGAUCAAGGUCAUUUAGGGUCAGUGAACAUAGUAUUUUACUAUAUCAUAUGAAUGGUGUUUUUAGUGAAUUAUUAGUCAAUAGUUGAUUUUAAAGUCAACACUUCUGCUACAUUGAUUCACGUGAUGCAGGCAGGACUGCAAGAGGCGUUCCACUGAAUAAUCAAUAAUGUUUCACAGCUUUUUUCUUCCAAAUCUGAAACUUUUGCAACCUCUUGGUACAUGAGUCUUAUUUAAGUUUUGCAACAUUUUGUCAGACCCGAACUAGCCCUAAUACGUGAUUUCAUGUACAAGUCUAGAUGGCAAAUUCUGUUCAUAGCCAAAAGUCAUUUAUGCAUAAUUUUUUUGCUUUUAGUGAUUAUAUUAUAACAAUGAAUUUUGUUUUGUGUAUGAUCAGAAUGGUGUUGCUGACAAUGAAUUGCCAUCAAAGAAACGCACAAGAAAUUUAAAGAAAUGAGAAAUUUAAAUUACAUCAAGACACACAGAAUAUUUUAUAUUACCUCUUUUUUAAUGUACCCUUUAUAGAAUUGACCGGGAGAGUCCAAGUCAUAUCUAGCCAAAUGCUAGUUUUAUUCGUAAAUUAGCAUAGUAAAUAUAGGAACAAUUAUAUUACCGGUAUAUUGGAUGGCUCGGAAGUUAAUAAGAGAAAUAUUCCAAGAGUUUGGGAAUAUUGGCCCUAACAAGUGGAAUAUUUCUGAUAUUUCAUAAAAUAAAGCCAUCCAAUAUAAUUAUUAUCAUCUAUCCCAACCUGGCAACCUCCCCCCAAAAAAGAGGGAGAAAUUUGAUUUAACAAGUCAUAUCACUUAUCUUUUAUAUGGCAUCAUCACUUCAUAUGAUCAAUUUAGUUCGUUGACAUGCGACUUCCAUGUAGUUCAUUAUGACGUCAUUGAGCAUAAUUGUGAUAUAUGCUGUGCAUUGCUUUGAUUAUUUCACGCAUUCGCGCUUGACUGUUGAAUAUGGUCUCGUACUCAAAUCGUACGGCAAAUUUUGUACAGGAGCCUAUGUGAUAUUCUUCGGAUUUCAGUCCUUUUUAGGGAUACGCUCUGAUAAUGCACGGGCAAUUGAUGCAGACAAAAAUACGCGUUUUUAAUGUAUCGCUAAAACACUCUCUAUUAUACAUUGUAGGUGAUGUAAAUGCUGAUUUAGAGAAAAGGGGAUAUUGUAUUAUAGUUAAAAAGUUUAUUUUCUCAAUUCUGUAAUUAGUUGAACAUACCAUUUAUGUGAAAAACACUCCGAGUACCUGAAAGUUUGCGAUGAUAUGUCUGUUUUCAGAACUUGAUUUCUUGUUGGUUUUUUGUGGGUGAUCCAUCUUGCCUUAUUGUGGACAUAUCGAGUGUUUCAUAAAGCUUUUAUGAAAAUAUUUUUGGUGAAUACUGCAGGUCACUAUUUUCAUUAUUGUUGAUUUCAGUUAAAAAGUAAUAAAACUUACAGGUCUUUUUAAUGAGUGUUUUGCUUAGGAUAUAUAUGUAUGGGAAUUCAUGAGAUAAUUAUGUUCCAUAUUGUACAUUAGGCCUAUACGAUGUGAUGUCAAGAUAUUUUAUUCAUUUACGUUUUUUUUUAUAUUAUAUUUCUUUGUAUAUUCAUUGUAAGUAUUGUGAAUAUGUAUAUACAUCAAUAAAAUUAAUAUCUUUAUUAUGCUUUUUAACAGA
Lytechinus pictus (painted urchin) is the source of this 5813-nucleotide messenger RNA. Its product is annotated as centromere protein I-like. Gene Ontology annotation, cellular component: inner kinetochore; kinetochore. The transcript is spliced from 17 exons. The coding region runs from base 161 to 2377 and encodes 738 amino acids. Lineage: Eukaryota; Metazoa; Echinodermata; Echinoidea; Temnopleuroida; Toxopneustidae. The record is from RefSeq and is a predicted model, not a curated record. Gene Ontology annotation, biological process: mitotic sister chromatid segregation; CENP-A containing chromatin assembly.